Molecule: messenger RNA, 408 nt
Organism: Lactuca saligna
Lineage: Eukaryota; Viridiplantae; Streptophyta; Magnoliopsida; Asterales; Asteraceae
Source: the annotation of a GenBank genome assembly
AUGCGUGGUUUAGAAGAUAGAGAUGAUGAAUACAAGACAAUGUUAAAUGAGAAGCUUCAAGUUACAGAUGGCAGUGGUUUGAUACAGGGAAAAGUGGAGGGACCGAAUUGUAAUAUUGUGUGCUUUCUGUUUUCAUCGACCCACAUGCAAGCAAAAUACUCCAAUUCAGGAGGAUUGAUUGUACCUGCAAUCUCCUUGCCAUCUAUUUAUAACUCAGUCUACCUUGAUAAGCCCAGGUGUAAGAUGAAACUACUCUUCUCUACUGAGAUUGGUACAUGGGUGUUUGUCAGUGAAGUUAAAUCAACAUCAGAUAUCUCCACGCAAGGAGUCAAUGAUCCAUCAAAGGGGCUAAUAGGAGGCUUAACAAAUGAAGCCUUGUACAGCUUCGGAGUCCGAUUGGCAAAAUAG